AUGGUGGUUUGUGUCUGUGCCACCUUUGUGUCUAUGGGGAAGUUCUCAAGUCAGCUUCUGGGGAUCAGGUGAGCUAUCUGGUUCUAGUGUAUCAGUCAGAGAUGCUAUUACAAUUUUAACAUGUGGUGAACGAACACUAUGUGAUGCUAUGUGAUAGCCUUCUGUCCUUGCAGUGAGUUAUUGUGGACAGAGGACGGUGACCGUGGUUGCUGGGCUUCAGUGGUGCGACCGCCCUGCUCUAGCCUGCCACCCUGCCUCUCCUCCCAGAGUGAGAAAGGUAAGCACCUGGGUGGAGCUCUGUGAGGAAUAUGGAUUGGUAACAGGUUGCCUAAGGAUAACUACCUUACCAUAAAUGUAUUUGCAAUUAGUGUUAUCAUAGUCAUCCUCACAAUCAUCAUUAUCAUUAUGCCUGACUCAGCUAUCUUAUUGGGCUUUUAUGUCCUUUUCCACCUGUGUAUCUUAUUGGGCCUUUCCCCCCUGUAGCCAUUCGCAGGCUGUGGGGCAGCAAAGACCACAAUGUGGAGGUGGAGUAG
Messenger RNA from Coregonus sp. 'balchen', 533 nucleotides. NCBI's taxonomy places the organism in Eukaryota, Metazoa, Chordata, Actinopteri, Salmoniformes, Salmonidae. The record is from the annotation of a GenBank genome assembly.